Molecule: messenger RNA, 919 nt
Organism: Oncorhynchus gorbuscha (pink salmon)
Lineage: Eukaryota; Metazoa; Chordata; Actinopteri; Salmoniformes; Salmonidae
Product: lipocalin-like
Exons: 6
Coding region: 76-621 (181 amino acids)
Molecular function (GO): small molecule binding
Source: RefSeq, a predicted model, not a curated record
AGCUCCCACCUUACUCAUUUUCCUCCUCACACACAACCCGGAGAGUCGAGCCGUCACACACACAGAUCUGUAACCAUGAGGCUGAGCAUAAUGGGAGUUCUGCUGUGCGCUACGCUGGUCGCCUGUGUCAACGUCAUGCCUCAGAAAGACUUCAACCUGGAGAAGAUGGCUGGUAAGUGGUGGGCCGUGGGCUUUGCCACCAACGCCAAGUGGUUUAUGAACCGUAAGGCUGGUAUGAAGAUGGGAACUUCCAUGAUGCUGCCCACUGCCGGAGGUGACCUGGACAUCAGCAGCACCAACCAGGAUGCUGAUGGCUCUUGCUGGAGGAUGACCCAUCUGGCCAAGAAGACUGACAUACCAGGCCGCUUCACCUUCACCAGCCAGCGUUGGAAUAAUGAAAAUGACAUGCGUGUAGUAGCUGUCCAGUAUGAUGACUUUGCUCUGAUCCACACCAUCAAGACCAAACACGGAGUAACUGACGUGGUCAACAAACUCUUCAGUCGCACUCCAGAGGUGAGCGCAGAUGUCCAGAAGAAGUUCAUGCAGUUCUCUCUGGAUACAGGAAUCCUCUCUGGGAACAUUGUUUUCCUGCCCAACAAUGGUGAAUGUGCCGAGGCAUAAAUGUUCACUCAUCCCAUUCUCCCUCUGCUACUCUUCAACUGGCAUCUGUCUCCAUUUCACAUCCAAACUCUUUUCCUGGAAGAAGACUGAAGACUGCAAACCCCAGCCACCCCCUCCCCCGGCAGAACAAACCCCAGCCACCCCCUCCCCCGGCAGAACAAACCCCAGCCACCCCCUCCCCCAGCAGAACAAAUCCCUUCACCUUUAAUCCCCACUAUUCCUAUAAACCACUGUACACAUUAUUUUUUUACUGCAGAUUUCUCAUUGAAAUAAAUAAUCUUUAAAAACAUACACAUGA